GAGAGGAGUUUGACUUGGCGUCUGAUUCAAGCUUCUUUCUCUUUCCUUUUGGUGCUGCAGCUGCCGCUGAUGCUGCUAUACAAAAAUACAAAAUACAAAUACUAUUAUAUUAUUAUUAUUAUUAUACACACUUUGUUUUCUUCUCUCUCUCUCUCUCAAACUCAAACUCAAACAAUGGGCUGUGCUGGAUCCUCACAGGCCAAACCAGACGGGACUGCAAAAAAGAUCCGGAAGCCAAAACCUUGGAAGCAUCCUCAACCAAUAACCAAGACUCAGCUUAUGCAGUUGCGAGAUGAGUUUUGGGACACUGCUCCUCACUAUGGUGGUAGAAAAGAGAUUUGGGAUGCACUGCGAGCUGCUGCUGAAGCUGACUUAAGCCUUGCACAAGCUAUUGUGGACAGUGCGGGGGUCAUAGUUCAAAGUGCUGAUUUGACAAUCUGCUAUGAUGAAAGAGGUGCAAAAUAUGAACUACCCAAAUAUGUUUUGAGUGAGCCGACCAACUUGAUUCGAGAAAGUUAAUACCAGAGAGGAUACAUAGCACCAUUUGUGCACAAAGAUUGAAUGUAAAUCAUGUAUAUUAUUCUCUCAUUCUCUUUUAAUCUUUCAGUCUUACUUUUAAUUAUGCCUUCCAUUUGCAUUCACUCUGGACUUCUCUUAGCUUCUUGUAAGUUUCUUGGUUAAUUGAAUGGAAAUGCAACUUGUUGGCUUU
This is a messenger RNA of Quercus robur (English oak), 709 nucleotides long. RefSeq lists its product as uncharacterized. The coding region runs from base 70 to 519 and encodes 149 amino acids. Lineage: Eukaryota; Viridiplantae; Streptophyta; Magnoliopsida; Fagales; Fagaceae. The transcript has 4 exons. The record is from RefSeq and is a predicted model, not a curated record.